CACUCUGUUUACAUGGUGUAUAGGGCUUAAAAGGCAGAGCGCAUAAAGAAGAGUGCAAAAGAUGUUUACUUGCAUAAACUGUACGAAAACAUCAGACAGAGACGAUGAAGACGAAGAUGGAGCGCGUGGGAGCACCACUCCCAACACUAAAGAAGCCGUUAAAAGCCUAACUACACAGAUUAAAGACAUGGCUUCAAAAUUCUCUGGUGCUUCUAAACAAUCCAAGCCACCUUCUGGCUCCUCAAGCAGCAACUUGAGGAGAGAGCUGAGGAAGUAUCCGGAUUACGACGCUGCAUCAGAUAGUGUUCCAUACCCUUAUAUGGGUGGUGGAAGCACAAGUUCCACUCCUGCUUGGGACUUCACAAGCUCCUCUCAUAAUCAGGGUGGAAGGGCAGAUUCAAGAUUCACAUCAAUGUAUGGUGGUGAACGUGAAUCCAUCUCUGCUCAGUCUUGUGAUGUGGUUCUAGAAGAUGAUGAGCCAAAGGAGUGGAUGGCUCAAGUAGAGCCUGGUGUUCACAUUACAUUUGUCUCACUUCCUACUGGAGGAAAUGAUCUUAAACGGAUACGUUUCAGCCGGGAGGUGUUUGACAAGUGGCAGGCGCAGAGGUGGUGGGGUGAGAACUAUGACAAAAUAGUUGAGCUAUACAAUGUUCAGAGAUUUAACCGACAAGCCCUUCAAACCCCUGGUAGAUCCGAAGAUCAGUCGCAGAGAGAUUCAACAUACACAAGAAUAGAAUCAGCAAGAGAAAGCAGAGACUGGACUCCAAGACACAACUACAGACCACCAGGAGGAAGCAGCAUCCCACAUCACUUUUAUGGACCACCAAUGGACGCAGCAAGAAUCACCACCUCAUCUAGAGACGAUCCUCCUUCUGUCAGUAACGCUAGUGAAAUGCAAGCAGAGUGGGUCGAAGAGGACGAGCCAGGUGUUCACAUUACCAUCAGACAGUUACCUGAUGGAAGCAGAGAGUUACGCCGUGUCAGAUUCAGUCGGGAACGUUUUGGUGAAGUGCAUGCAAAGACAUGGUGGGAGCAGAACAGAGACAGGAUACAAACACAAUACCUCUAAGGUGGAGGGAAGAAAGAGAGACCAAUGUUUAAUCUUCUUUAACAAAACAUCGGUAUACACAAAAACAGAAUGUGAUAUGAACACAAAAAUGAGAAGAAUUUUUUUGGUUUUAGAGGUUUGUAGUUUAGUUUAGUUCUCGGCGUUUUGACAGAUAUGUAAUUUUUCAGACAGAUGAGAUGAGGUUUUUAUUUUAUUGAUUCAUUCAAAUUGUUUUCCAUUCUUUUUUUGCUACUAGCUCUGAAUCUGUAAUGGCUUUGUUG
Eruca vesicaria subsp. sativa (arugula) is the source of this 1329-nucleotide messenger RNA. The record is from the annotation of a GenBank genome assembly. Lineage: Eukaryota; Viridiplantae; Streptophyta; Magnoliopsida; Brassicales; Brassicaceae.